Molecule: messenger RNA, 1997 nt
Organism: Ruditapes philippinarum (Manila clam)
Lineage: Eukaryota; Metazoa; Mollusca; Bivalvia; Venerida; Veneridae
Product: epithelial membrane protein 3-like
Exons: 4
Coding region: 136-705 (189 amino acids)
Source: RefSeq, a predicted model, not a curated record
UUAUUUUCUUCACGACAGUGUCCAAAUAUAUUGAUAUUUACCAAGGAAUAACUAGUUGCUUUUGUUCGCAUAAGCCAAACGAUGCCAACGACAUCGUUUUACAGACAACAUCGGAACCGGAAGUAGCGUAAGAUAAUGGCAGAUUCGUUUUUCCUGGUUAUUGCAGUAACAACGUUUGCUCUCGGAAUAGUUCUAUUUCUUGUAUCAAUAUCAAGCACAUCUUGGCAAGGGCUGGAUGGAGGAGUAACUAUAUCAUUGUGGAAAGUUUGUUACAGACACCAUGUUGAUAAAUCUUGGUUCUGUAACUCAUGGCAUGAAAUACCGGGUUUUGUUCGAUUAGCGCAGGUGUUUUGCAUAAUUUCCCUGUUAUGUUGUAUUGUAUGCCUAAUACUAAUUGCUGCCUUUGUUCUAAGAUGUCUACACAGAUCUAAAUUGGCGCUCAUCGUUUUAUCAUUGUUGACAUUUACAUCCGCUUGUAUGAUAACAAUUGCUGUUAUAGUGAUGGGAAUAAAGGGACGGGAGUAUCUCCUCGAGCUGAAAGAAGACGAUGAUGAAAUGUUCAAAUAUUUUCUAAAAGGGAUAAUUAUAUCUGGUUUUUAUGAAAUAGGCUGGGCCUUCAUCCUUGCAAUAGUUGCGUCCCUCAUCGACUAUAUAAGCUUUGGAUUUUUUCUACUCGAGUAUCAAGAUAUGACUGAUACCAACUAAAGUUUAAUGCAGAUAAAAUGGAUUACACGUUCUUGUAUCAUAAACUAAAGCGGUACAAUUAUGUAGAGUGUGACAUGUUUUAUUGUUAUACAGUGUAUAUAGACUCAGAAGCGUUACAAUACUCGUUUAAGAGUGUUAAAAGUACAUGAUUGUAAACCAGUUAGAUAUAAGUCUCUUUAGAUAGACGGAGUUGCAGGUGUGUUUUAAGCCGACUUAUUUGACUAGAAAUGCAAGAAAGGAAAGAACAGCCGACAAUUUGUCCAUAACAUUCCGUAGAUGUUGCUGUUUGCUUCAAUGUGAACUGAGUACAUUCAUAACUCGCAAAGCAACAUGUUAAUUAAUUAAUAAGAUAUUUGAAAAAUGUAAAUGAUGCUAUAUGGUCAAUCGGAAUACAAACCUACCAUGGAACCACUUGUGUUGGUCGUUCGUAUCAUAAUUUGAGAUAUCUCUGUAAGAUACCCGCUUUUAAGAUGCCAACAUAUGAAAGUUGCUUAAUGUUGUCAAAAUAUAAGGUGAGGAACAUAUCUCUGACAAACAUCCUCAGACUAUAACUUUGCAAGUUGUGUAUGAUCCCUUUGGACUCCGACACUAAACCCAGACUCAGCUUAAAACGCCUUUCACAUGGUUAUACAUUAUAUGAUGGAGUUAUACGAUAACUGACGAUGUUUCAGUUCAAAAUGUACUAAAAUUAUAACAAUAAAUACAAUAUAAUUAUGUGACAUAAUGGCAAUCCUUGAUAUAUUUCUGUUAUGUAAAUACCUAAAAGUAUGGAUUUUUUUUCGAAAUAGCCUGCGUCAAUAUGUUUUAUUAAUGUUAAUUGACUUGUCACUAAGCUAUACCUAAUAUAUUUUUGUCAAAUAUCUCAUGUUGUGUUAAUUAGACUGUUGUAUUAUUCUUUUGUCUUGUGUCAUUUCUGAAAACUCUGAAUUAUAUGAAAAUUUCAUGAAAAUGUAAUGGAAAUAAUUUAUAAUUUGUAUAUUGGUCAAAUAGCGAUAAUUUCUUAUAUAUUCGUGAUGUUUAUUGAAUUUGUUUGAAGAAAUAUGUUGCAAUCCAUUAUAAUACGUCAACAAAACCUGUUCAAGACUGCAUAUCCUAUACAUGUAUCUUUUGAAAAUUCUGGAACUUGUAAGUAUAAUAUAAAAGAAGCAAUGGAUUUUCCAAAGUUUGCAUUUUCAUGUGAAUGAAAUGUUAAAAGCAAUCAAAUACAAAAAUAACGCAAUCAUUUUUAUCAACUGCAGCAAUAAUGUUUACUCAAUUUAGUUCGAUUUUUUUAUUUGAUAAAUGUUUAUCGA